Messenger RNA from Procambarus clarkii (red swamp crayfish), 3764 nucleotides. It is a transcript of the gene PIG-N, whose product is annotated as Phosphatidylinositol glycan anchor biosynthesis class N. The record is from RefSeq and is a predicted model, not a curated record. Gene Ontology annotation, cellular component: endoplasmic reticulum membrane. Gene Ontology annotation, molecular function: mannose-ethanolamine phosphotransferase activity. NCBI's taxonomy places the organism in Eukaryota, Metazoa, Arthropoda, Malacostraca, Decapoda, Cambaridae. Gene Ontology annotation, biological process: GPI anchor biosynthetic process.
AUCAUAACCUCAAUGUUUUGGUUCAGGAUCAGCUGAGGCGCCGAGUCUGCUGGUGCGUCUGUCAUUGAGGCUUCUCCUCUGCCUGGCAGCCCAUCACGGAAACUUGUUACAUGUACCACCCACCGGGAUACGGCUGCCGCUCGGCAAUAUUACUCAUCAAGACGGAUUGUUACGACGUCUGGGGUCUCGGGGGGGAUUUAAUAGAUUGUUUUUUGGGGGCGUCCAGUGGGAGUCCCGACGUGUAGGGCCGCUAGCUUUUGAUCUGCUCUGUGUAUUUUAUGGGUGGCCGGUGCCUUUACUCUCAUGGUUGGCCAAGUGUGCAGCACAGCAUUGGUUUAGUUUUAUGAUGACAUUUAUAAUUUUCGAGAUAUUGUCUCCUAUUAGGUGUCCGCAGCAGAAAAUGGUUGACAAGGGCACACGGCUAAUUCUGUUGUCACAGAAAAAUCAAUGUAGCAUAACAGAAUAAAUAUACUGUAUCUGCAUGGAUAGAAGUAAUAUGUUAAUAUGGUGAUGUAGAGACGUAGCCAAGCUUUGUCCAGUACUAAUAAAGACAAAUUGUCUUGAGGAGCAGUACUGGGGCGUGGCAUCUGCAGGAUGUGGAUGUUCGGGGUUGGCUUCCUGGUCCACCUCAUAUUCUUUGCAUCAGUGUUUGACAUCUACUUUCGAACACCUUUGAGCCAUGGCAUGACUCCACAUUUACACCAACAGCAGCCAGCAGCACAGAGGCUUGUUCUUAUUGUUGCUGAUGGCCUCAGGGCUGAUGCAUUGUAUGACAAUGUAAACCACACCACCAGAGCUCCAUUUCUCAGAUCUAUCAUAGAAAAGAAAGGAACAUGGGGAGUUUCACACACACGAGUACCCACAGAAUCCAGGCCUGGCCAUGUUGCAAUUAUUGCUGGCUUUUAUGAAGAUCCAAGUGCCAUUGCUAAAGGAUGGAAAGAAAACCCAGUUGAGUUUGACUCGGUUUUCAAUGAAAGUCGCCAUACUUGGUGUUGGGGCAGCCCAGAUAUUCUUCCCAUGUUUGCUUCUGGUUCUGAAAGAGGUCAUAUUGAAACCUUUAUGUACAAGGCUGAAGAAGAAGAUUUUGCCAGCAGUGAUGCUUCAAAACUAGAUAAAUGGGUGUUUGAGCAUGUAAAAGACUUCUUCAAAGAAGCCAUAGAGGAUAAAAAGCUCACUGAACGUCUCCAAGAAGAUCGUAUUAUAUUCUUCCUUCAUCUCUUGGGACUUGACACAAAUGGACAUGCCCAUAAACCGCAUUCAGAGGAAUACCUGAAGAAUAUUGAAAUAGUUGAUGAAGGAGUUGAAAAAUUGGUUGAAUUGUUUGAAGAUUUCUUCAAGGACCAAAAGACUGCAUAUGUCUUCACUUCAGAUCAUGGCAUGACAGACUGGGGUUCUCAUGGAGCGGGUGACCCAAGUGAAACAGAAACUCCUUUUGUAGCUUGGGGCGCUGGAGUAGCCUUGCCAAAGGAUCCUUCAGAAUUUAAAGAUAAAAUGAUCUACGAUGCCAGGAUAGAAAAGUGGGGUCUCUCACAUGUACGCCGACAUGACCUUCACCAAGCUGACAUAGCUCCGCUGAUGGCAUCCAUCAUUGGCAUCCCUAUUCCAGUCAAUAGUGUUGGCAUACUACAUGUUGAGUAUCUUGGAGCAUCAGAUCAAUACAAGUCGGAAGCUCUCUUUGCCAAUGCUCGUCAAAUGCUUGCCCAAUACCAGCAAAAGAGAGCCCAAAAAGAGGAAGAAACAUUGCCUAUAUUCUAUUGGCCCUACACUGUCCUUACACUAGACAGGGAGCUCGAGUCUCUGGCUACAAUUCGUAAUCACUUGAAAAGUGCAAAUUAUGAAGAUGCGAACACAGAGAGCCUCCAUCUAAUCUCCAUGACACAACAUGGCAUGGACUACUAUCAUCACUAUGAUCGACUGGCUUUGUCUAUCCACAUUGCUUUGGGUUUUCUUGGCUGGAUAUUUCUCAUGAUAUGUCAUCUGUUGAGGGAUCAUAGUGCUGUCUUGAGAAUGGCUGGAGGGACCAUCGAGGGCCGACGGGUGUCACGCUCAUCUGUAUUAAUGGCUCUGGUGCUUGUGGUAUGGGGAAUAACAAAUCUCACCAAGCUCAUAGGGCAGCAACAUCCGUGGCAACAUUACCUGUAUUUAAUGACACCAGUUGGACUGUGGGGCCUCGUGCACCACAGUUGUGCCCCGCUGCGUGUUGCUUGGCUCCUCGUGUCUUCAUUCAAUAUGGUGUGGGAAGUGGCCAUUCGUAUACUCUUUAUCUUUCUUGGGAUUGAGAUUCUGGUGAUGGCAUUCUUCAUUCGUCCAAUGCUCUCCGUUGGACUGUUGUGCAUUGGUCUGUGGCCGGUCAUUAUGUACUCAAUGCAAGGGGCAGUGGAGAGAUCCAUGAGGCUUGUGUGGAUUGGCGCCUGCAUUCUUCUGGCAUCAUUUACAUAUAUGCCUGUUGUGGGCAAGGAACCUUACUACCCAAUGGUGGAAAUUGCUGGAUUAACUGCAUUUUCUUUGGGAGGCAUCGUCAUAUACUGGUGCAGUAGUGACGGCGGCCUUCCAAGACACAUCCCGUCUGUAGUGUAUAUCCAGGGCAUGAUGGUUGUAGGCUCGGUGUACUUGGUCCACUCCACUGCUUUUAGCAUCAGGCAAAAGGAAGGUUUGCCCUACAUCAACCAAGUAUCUGCAUGGGGCUUACUAGUUCUUUCAUUUAUACUGCCUCUCUUUGGCUCAAGAAAUGUCAUGGGUCGGCUCCUUUCUGUGACUGCAUCAUUUCUUUGUCCUUUCCUGCUGCUUUGCAUCAGACAUGAAGGCUUCUUCUACAUUGCCAUUACAAUUGCAAUGUUCCUCUGGCUACUUUUGGAAUUCUAUCUCGCUGGCAACAAUGUACAAAUUGCAAUGCUCAAGUUUGCAACGUGGAGUAGAGAGAAGAGCGAAGGUGGAGAGAGAGUACUGGAGUGGUCAGAUGUUCGACGUGCAUACUUCUUUCUGUUCUUCAUUGUGUUGGCGUUCUUUGGGACAGGAAACAUAGCUAGUGUCAAUAGCUUUGAUCCAAGCUUCGUCUACUGCUUCAUCACCAUUUUCUCUCCUUUUAUCAUGGGUGGUUUGCUGCUUUUCAAGAUCAUCAUCCCAUUUCUGCUAGUUACCUGUUUUUUUCAUGCUAUCUGCACACUUAUUGAGAUUCCUACCAGAGCACUAUUCUACAUGUUCCUGGUGAUGUCAGACUUUAUGGCCCUGCACUUCUUCUUUCUUAUUAGGACAGAAGGGUCAUGGCUGGAUAUUGGAACAUCACUCAGCCAUUAUGUUAUCUCCAUGGCAACAACACUCUUCCUCAUUCUCCUUCUCUUUAUAGCAAAGGUUCUUACUACUUUUAAUAUUACAAAGGCACCGAAAGAGGGUGAUUGUGUUCUGCCGAGAGUGUCGGUUAGUCGACCGCACCGGGACUAGCCAGUGGAAGUAUUCCUCGGGAAGUGUUAUUUGACCGAGCUCAAAACCAUUAGUUUUACGCCUCUAUUUUUUCUAGCUCCUGUAUCUCAUUAGUGUUUCUUAAUAUUUAUUGAACUAUUUAAUGUAUAGAAUGAAACAUUAACAAAUUUGUAAACAUUUUAACUUCUUUAAAAUAUAAUAUUGUAAAUCUUGAUCAAUGAAUCUCCUAUAUUUCCAGAGUUGUGUGACAGCUUUUACCUCAUCAUCAAUUAAUUAUUAAUGUAGUUGGAAAAGUGGCAGAAUUUGUGCCUACACAGUUACUAUAGUAAUUAAAUUAAUCUGGUAUC